AUAACAAAAUACAAGCUCUAAAACUACUCUAUCACAGAAAUUAUCACAGAUUUUCAUCAGUGCAUCCCGUGAUGCAAAUCUUGGUUUGCUCCAAGAUGCCAUCACCGGUUCACUGGUAAACCUGUGACCAGGAGCAAAUCGUCGGCAAUGUCCGCCGACCCGCCUCCCGUUCCACUUCCAACUUCCCUACACAGCUGACUUCCCCCACAGCUGACUUCGCCACUCCCUAGCAAUUGCAAUCUAUGUUGCAAGACAUAGGUCGUGAUGGCGGGGGCGUCAGGGUCAUAAAUGGGCGAGACGUCGUCGCCUCGACAAUUUAUUUUGUUUAACUUGGGCGCCAAUAUGUUACGAACUGCUUUUUGUCGGUGGCAGUGCCGCUAGCUCAGUCGUUCCUCAGGGCAGAGUACCCCUAAUGCCACAGCUCGCAACAUAAAAUCGAUAACUUCACGGUCUCACAUUACUAAACUAUCGGUCAUCACUAAGACAAAAAUGUAAACAAAGCAAAAAUUUACAAGUAUUGACGGGAAAAUGGAUUACAUUUGGUGUCCUAGCCAAGCGCUCCCACCCAACCAUGGAUGCCCUCAAGAUGCUGCAGGGCACCACCCAUUCGCCGUCGGCAGGAGCCCCCUCCUCGCGACUACGGCUACGGUUCCAUCUCCCCCACUGGGAAAGCUUAUUCACACAUAGUGGGUAUUACAAAGGUUUAAUAAAUAUCCCUUUAAGACCGAAACCUGGCCGCCGUCUUCAACAUUUACGCGGUCAAAGCAGAGGAUUUUGUUUUGCUGGAAAAGGGUACAGGCGCCGCGGAAACUAUGCUCUACCAGUCAUGUAUUGGUAGAGCUCGCAUGGAAACGCGGCCCUCAAAGGAACAUACGCGAUGCGUAUGUGUAUGGUCACCUAAUCCUGAGGAGCUCCAAGGGAAAAGAAGGGACAGGCCAAAAAGACAAACAACGAGGACAAAUAAGGCUCUCGGGACUAACUCCGGAUAAAUUCACAAACAGUGAACUAGAUAUCAAUAUAUAUAUAAUAAAGGUACACAUGUAUUUAAAUUUUCCUGAAUUUCAGCCACUAUUGGGCCGGGCCUGGAGGCAAUGAUAGCCCGGGCGGAAGACCUUUCGCCGGAGGCCAGCAGUGAUCCGGAUCUCCACACAGGAAAAAGGCGCUCUCCGGUGAGUUAUGCAAUGGCAGGUUACAAAAUGGCGAUCCUUCUCAGCGCCGCAAUGCGACCGCUGGAAGUUCCCGAGAGGAGGAUGACGCGGUACACCGGAACGGACUCACCGGGAAAUGUUGACGUCGUCGGCGUCGACUGUGCAAGGCCUUCCUGGAGGGUCGUCGGCACAGGUCGAACGGACACCGGUUGCUGGGCAGCCAAGUCGGGCUGCACAAAGACAAAUUUGUAGUUUCCCGUCUACCUGGCUGCAUCUGCCUUGAUUGUUGGACAGUAUGGCCGCGACUAUCACGAUAUCUGCUGAUCAUCGCCCCCCGCCAUAUUACAUGGCCUCUCUCAGCAUUGGGUCAUUGGAUACAUGGGCCAUUAGAAGUAAUCCCAGAGCGAAUCGGGAUUAAUCUUCAAAUGGCCAGAUCGCCCGCCAGACUCAUCCCGCUGCUGCAGCUAUCGCCCUAUAGACCUAACCUAUCGAUAACGUCGCGCCCACUCGACUCCAAUUUCAACAUAUGCUUACAUAAUUUGGUAUUAUUAGAUUUUGCGAUCUUAUUGGAUUUUUACGUUUAUGGAAUUACGUCAUUGUUGACGUACGGACUUAAUCAAUUUUCUUUGUUUGUUUGCAUUGCGGGAUCUGUAUCGUUUUUAAUCA
Molecule: messenger RNA, 1814 nt
Organism: Drosophila subpulchrella
Lineage: Eukaryota; Metazoa; Arthropoda; Insecta; Diptera; Drosophilidae
Exons: 4
Coding region: 1092-1400 (102 amino acids)
Source: RefSeq, a predicted model, not a curated record